ACACAUUACAUAACAGUCUCUCUCACACUCUCUGUGACUCUCUCUCCGUGUUUAUGAAAACUGCACAACUUAUCGCUCAUUCAUUGCUGGCAUUCAUAGGAAUCACUCUCUCGUUGAAUGCAUUGAAAGCCAAACACAGAGACGACUAUAGAUUUGAUUGUAUUUCCAGUUUUGCACACAUUUUCGUCACUCAAUCGCCGAUUCAUUCAAUCGUUUGUUUCAUUGACUGUCGGUUUGGCGAGACUUUCGCAUUGAUGUCACCACUCGUGUGACCAUUCAUUUGAUACCCAUUUGACACUCAUUUGCAACUCAUUUGCCGCCAAACACGCGAAGACAAUGGCAGACGUGGUUGAUAUGAACGACAUUCAGCAACAGUGGAAAGUACUUAACGAUGAGUACCACACACUCGAGGAGGUCCACAAGAACUAUCACAACUCGAUCGUCGAGUUCACGAAACUCCAGAAUAAGUGUCUUAAAGAGAUCACUCACCAGAACUACAGAGUGUCUCAAUUGAGACAAUUGAUCAAAAAAUGCAAGAUAAACAGUGAUGAGGAGAUCCAGGCGAAGGAGGAACUGGUGAAGGCAAUGGAUUCGCGCGUAUCUCACGUCAAAGAGAUCCGCGAAUCGCUUCCCAAACCGAACGGAUUGUAUCUGAAUAUCGUUUUGGGAGCAAUCAAUUCAACGCUUCUGGACAGCGAUCAGCGCUUCAAAUACAAAGAACAGUACGAAAUGUUUAAACUCGUGGUCACGUCAGUGAUACUGGCGGUCAGUCUGGCGGACCUGAUAUUCCAGUCCAGGUAUGCGACGGCGGAGCCGGUGCCCGGAGCGCCGGUAUGUGAUCUAGUAUGUGAUGCUAUACUGCACUUCCUAUUGGUGUGGUAUCACUGCACGCUUACCAUUAGGGAAAGCAUUCUUGUGGUGAACGGUUCCAGGAUUAAGGGCUGGUGGCGGACACUCCACUUCUUGACCACUAUAUUGGCCGGUGUUAUGGUUGUCUGUUAUUCGCCGGACGGCGAGAGUUACAACAAGUUUAGAGUGCAGUUCCUGUCGUACAUCUGUUACUCGAGUUUCUUACAAUUCCUGCAAUACUACUACCAAUACGGCUGUCUGUAUAGACUGCGAGCACUGGGGGAGCGGUACGACAUGGACAUCACGAUCCAAGGGUUUCACUCGUGGAUGUGGAGGGGUUUGGGCUUUCUGUUGCCGUUCCUGUACUUCGGCUACUUUUUCCAGUUCUACAACGCCUACACGUUAUACAACAUGUAUUUCAACGACCGGUCGGGCGUGGAAUGGCAGGUGCCCGCCGUGGCCGCCCUCUACUUCGCCAUAUUCUUGGGCAACACAAUGACAACGUUUCUGGUGAUCCAGCAGAAGCUGACGGGAAAGUCGGUGAAGACUAAACUUAAAUGAAAAACACUUACAAACACAUGAUAUACACAACACAUGCGAACAAAAACGUGUCUCAAAAUCUCUGUUAAAUCGUUUUAAAACGCUUUUUGUUUUCGUGUUUUUGUUUAACAAAUUUUUUUAUGAAUGAUUGAAAACAUAUGCUCGG
Molecule: messenger RNA, 1555 nt
Organism: Oppiella nova
Lineage: Eukaryota; Metazoa; Arthropoda; Arachnida; Sarcoptiformes; Oppiidae
Source: the annotation of a GenBank genome assembly